Pelagomonas calceolata is the source of this 865-nucleotide messenger RNA. NCBI's taxonomy places the organism in Eukaryota, Pelagophyceae, Pelagomonadales, Pelagomonadaceae. The record is from the annotation of a GenBank genome assembly.
GCCAAAGACGGCCUUGCAAAAAGCUUGCUGCAUCCCUCUACCUGCGGAUAAAUUUGGCCAGCAUUCAUCGUUAUUGCUCGAUACCUCGGCGCACAGCCAGCUCUUACCUCGCCACCAACCGCCGCACAGCCCUAGCAGCAUGCUGCGCCUCCUCACCACCUGCGCACUGGCAGCGGCCAAGACGUCGCCCUACUCCUUCUCGCUCUCGACCUUCAGCCCGGAAGGGAGGAUCCAACAGAUCGAGUUCGCGGGCAAAGCGGUAGAUAAUGGCCCGCCCUGCGCCGCGAUCACGACGCGCGACGGUGUCGUACUGGCGAAAGCGUAUAAGAAGAGCGACAAAGCACUCGUAGUCGAGGGCCACAGCUUGCACAUUUUGCGGGUGACGGAGACGACAAUAGCAACCUAUGCGGGUCUACCAGCCGACUUCCGCUCCCUAGUGGAUGCAGCGCGAACGAUAGCCAUAGAGCUCGAGAAGACCAACGGCUUCCCGCCGUCGGCAUCGAUGUUAGCGACCGAGGUCGGCCGCCGCGUGCAGGAGCGCACGCAGCGCGGCGGCUUCCGGCCCUACGGCUGCUCCCUUAUACUCGCGUCGCCUUCUUCUUUAUUUCGUGUCGACCCGUCGGGCUGGGUCGCUCCAUUGAAAGCGUGCGCCGCGGGCGCGGGCUCGGCGUCGAUCCAAGCCGACCUGGCGGCCAUUCUGGAAAGUGACGAGGACGGGACGACGGCUAAGCGGCGCCUCGUCGGGCUGCUUACUGCGGACGGCCGCGGCGUCGCCGUGGCGACUGUUUCGUCUGAUCCGAUAGAGAUCGACGUGGACGCGUCGACUGGCGAGGCGGGCGAGGAAGCCGUGGCGCCGGCUGGCUAA